CGAGGGGUGGCGAUGGGAGCUUCACGCGCGUUGGUUUCCAUCCAUCGUUUUAAUUGGAAGGGUGCCCUUUCACUUGUUUACUUUCCCCUCUCCUACAUUCGACGCCCGAAUUGUAACCUUUGCAGUGUUCGAACUGAGCUGAGUGGCAGCAGAGCCGAACCGAACUGUGAAGCGGAAGAUUAUUGAGGCUACGGGGAGAAUAGACUCACAAGUCUUCAUUGCAGACAGAAGGGUUUGGAGAUUAGGCGGUAGGUGGCCGGUGCUCGCCCUGGGUUUGACAGGAUGUGAGUCUGCGGGGGUUGGUGAUGUAAACGGAUGAGCUCUUUGAAACUGAAUUGACGCCAGGCGAUAUGAGCGGCGAGAGCAGUGUGGUAGAUGGCGAGCAAGAUUCAUCCUCCCAUGGCACCAGGUCAAACCUUCCUCAAGCACUGUGGAGAAAAUCGAUGGCUCCAGUGAAAUCUUUGAAACGGGUGAACUUGGCAAAUGCAGCAGGACAGUUUCUUGUAUUUGGAGCUAAGGUGGCAGCGUUGGAGGCAGUCCGAAAAAUAUCGCUAGCACGAUGUCGACCUCUUUGGUGGGGUUUGCAAGGCCUUUUCACCAUCCAAGCUCCACCGUUCAACUGGCUGCAACGCUGGUCUCCUUUUCAACAAAUUGCUCACGCUACUCAUAGCUUCUCGAAGCCCCUUGUAUUUUUGUCAAUUGCGACUGCUGUAACAAGCGCCAUUGAGGAGAUACAAAAUGCAACGGACGACACAAUACUCACUCGUCUUGCCCCAUUGGAUGAUUCUACUAAUCGUGACACCGAUCACGACCACUCUGACAGUGAAGAUAGUGAGGAUGCGAUUGCGCCAAGAGACCGAAGAGCCCUAACCUUUCAUCUUCUCAAAGAAGAGUUGGAGGAUAAAUGUAUCACCCUGCCUGAAAGGAUGGAUGAUGAGGAGCUGGAAAGGUUUCUCAUAGCUGUCAAUGGUGAUGUUUCCAAUUUCAUCGCCAGGGUUAAGAAAACAGUUCAAUGGCGAGAAAGACAUCACAUCUUCACUGCAGCGGAAUUGAAACGAUGGGAGCACCUUGUUUAUUGGCACGGAUUUGACGUUCAACGCAGGCCUGCACUUAUCAUUCGGCUGGGCCUUGCUUUUGCCACUUUAGAUCCUGCUGACCAUCCAGGCUUUGCUCAAGCUGUUGUGUCACAGGUGGAGGCUGGAGUCUUGAAAUUGGUGGUGGACAAGGACGACCCAACCAUUACGGUAAUAAUGGAUUGCGAAUGUGAAAAUACUCUACGUUUUCCCAUGGAGAGAUUAAAAUCUCGAAUUCGUUUACUUCAGGAUCAUUACCCAUGCCGAUUGGCAACUCUUCUGGUGGUUAACCUUCCACCUGAAAUGCGCGGAUUCGCUCAGGAAGUCUUCCAGAUUCAGAAUCCUGUGACUCAGACGAAGGUGCACUUGAAUGGGUAUCGCCGAUACAUGGGGCUUAUAGCUCAGCAUCUUGGAGCAAGUGAAAAUGUUCCUCCAUUUCUUGGUGGCACAUGCAAAUGUCAAAUCUGUAGUAACAAAGUGCUCUCAGAUGAGGAUCAACGCAUAAUUUUGAAAAGACAAGCUGAAGCCAGGCAGUGGGAGCUGGAAGAUGCGAACAGAGCAAGGGAACUUGAUUUGUGCAGGGAUAUUUCGUCGAGUGAGCAGCCCUAUAUGAGUACGUUGCGGCUUUUAAUUUUAGCUUUUUGCAUUUCUUGGUUAAUGUUGCGGUGGUUGCAGAGCUUACUCCUCUUAAAUCUUCAAUCCACUGGGUUAAUUUGAGAGUUUUUCCUCUUUGGUCUUCACAAAAAUUCCAAAUUCGAACCCUAACUUUUGGAAUCAUUUUUAGAGAAAUAAUUUUGUUAGUGAUGUAGGAAUGGACACUUCGAAAUGCUGACAUGUGGCUAUAUUGAAUAGCUUAAUGGAAACCUGUUUGUCACAGGAAACUUUUUGAUUGUCACUUUUACUUUGUGAAUCUACUAACACAAGAGAAAGUUAGUUUCAGGUUUGGUUUACGCUGGUGGUCGUAGGUAAUUAACGUCGUUUACACUUCAUGAGACUUCAUUAAGCAGGGGUAAGGUCGGGGCACAGGUUGAGCAUGAGCUCAGGAAUGAUGACCAUUAAUCAAUGGGUGGUUGCCGACAUCGAGAAUUACACACGGUCCCGAGCUGAAGUUGAACCUCGAGACGAGAACUUCUCUCCAAGGGAUUUUCUUCACAAUCAGUCUGAUUGUCCACUCUCCCAGAAAGCUGAUGGGCCUUUGAUCAUUGUUUACCUUCAUCCUGUCUAUAAUUUUUGCAUUAGCGGCAGUUACAUCAAUACGAGUGAAAAAUGUUGCAUUCAAGCAUUUUCAUUUCAUACGCUUAGAUGUGAAGGUGUGCGUUGUCGUCAGGGCCUAUUGUUGAUUAAUGAUCUUUUCUUUUCUUUUCUUUUUCCAAUUUCCAAAAUUGCCCUUGACGACUUCCCUCAAAGAUUCGAAUUUCAGUGCAGUAAUUGAACAGAGCCUCGUGUCCAUAGUGGAGUGUUGUCAUGGAAUCGGUAUCUUCGGAUCACUUACGAUGGCGUACCAAGGCUCUGUAUCAGGGUCCACAUUCAUGGAUGUUCUUAUUUUAAUGCAGAAAUAGUAAAAAACUAGGGAAGCGAUCAAUGUCUUGGUUUGGAACUGACCGACGUGUGUCGCAGAUUGACGACCGAGUCGGUUCCUCAGUCGUACGAAACGAGUGUAGAACAAGGAAUAUGUAUCUAAUUUCUUAUUUGCUGCAGAACCAAGGUACGUGUGUUACCUGUCAUUGUUAUUCUCAACAUUGCUCUGUUACUUCACUGACAGCAAUCCAGAAUUGAAAAUCACUUUUCACGAGAAAAUUGGAGGUUUUAGCACAAAGUAGUCAGCAUGAAAGCACCCUUGUGACUUGUUCCCAUGGCCAUCAACACUCAACUGGGAAAAAUUUAGCCACAAGCAGUUCACGACCGAUGACUUGGAGAGUGAUAGAGUUAAUUAGUCUUUAUUUAUUUGUUUGUCUAUUUUCGUUCUCCCCGACUUGGAUACAUAUUAUAUUUUACUUAAUUUAUGAUGGAACGCACCUUAAAGCA
Physcomitrium patens is the source of this 3098-nucleotide messenger RNA. RefSeq lists its product as uncharacterized. The record is from RefSeq and is a predicted model, not a curated record. Lineage: Eukaryota; Viridiplantae; Streptophyta; Bryopsida; Funariales; Funariaceae.